AUGAAAUUAAUUAAUUUUUCUUUUAUUUUUAAUAAAAGAAAUUUCUGUAAAUAUAAUUUUUUUAUAUCAAUAAGAAAAGGAGGAGAAUCAAUUUUAAAAAAUGAUAUAAAAUAUAUAUAUGUAAAAGAUUUAAUGAAUUAUGAAAAAGAAAGAAAUAAUAUUAAUAAAGAAAAGAAAGUAAAACAUUUAAUUAAAUUAACCAAAACAAGUGGUGGAAUACAAUUGAAGUGUUCAAUAUCUUUAAUUUAUUUAUUAUCGUUAAAGUGUAAAUAUGCUGAAAGUAUAUGGUUAAACGUGUCAAAAAACAAAAUAUGUAAUUCUUUAAAUUGUUUAGAAAAUAUUAUCCUAAAUAUUGAUUGGAAUAAAUUCCUUGAUUGUAAUGAUUUAAUAAAUAUACCACUCAAAAUUGUAUGUGUUAACUCAAAAUUAUUUGAUACUAAAAGUAUUAAAAGUACCAUAUAUAAAUGUUUAAAUACUAUAAUAGAUAGUUAUAAGAAUGUUACACAAAAUGUAAAUAAUAAUGUAAAAAAUAAAAAAGAUUUAAGUGAUCAAAAAACAUAUGUAAAUAUAUUAAGUGGUAAUUCAAUAGAAGCAACUACUUUAAGUAGUUAUAAUGAAAAUAAACAGGGAGACGGUAAUAUUAAUAUCAAAACUUUAAGUAAUAAUGAAACAACUGAAGAAAAAUUAAAUGAUAAUUUAAAUAAUGUAUGGAAUUUAUUAUCAUUUCAUAUUGAAAAUAAUAUAUGCAAUGUUGACAUAAAAUUUACAGGAAAACUAUCUCCCCGAUUUUAUGAAUAUGGUAACAUUAAAGAAUUGGAAAAUGUUAAAAACAUUGAAAAGUAUCAAAAUUUAAAUUUUUUUUCUCUUUUCAACAAUAAUUAUAAAAUUAAUGAUGAAAAAAUAAAAAAUAUUGUAAAUGAGAAUGUCCCGUUUUGGUCAAUAUAUGAAGAAAAAAAAAAAAUUCAAAUAGACCAUCAAAAUAUUGAAAUAAAUACAGGAGAAAAUAAUUAUAAAUAUAGAUUUUUUACAAAUAAAUUAAGAAAAGGAGUUUUUGAUAUGACUACUGAUAAUGCUGCAAUAUCGUCACCAUCAGUAAAAAAGAAAGAACUAAACAAGAAUUAUGAAACAUCUUUAGAAAAUAACAGGAAUGUGUAUUCAAUUUUUCAUGAUGAAGAAAAAAGAAAAAAUGAAAAAUCCUUAAGUAAUAUGUUAGAAAAUGAAAGUAUAGAGUUAAAAAAUUAUGAUUGUAAUGAUGUAUAUAUGAAUAAAUUUAAAGAGAAAAGUGUUGUUUUAGAAAAUCCUUGUAACUCCAUGAAUAAAUUUCUUAUAAAAAAUACUGAAAAAAAUGAAAAUUACGAAAAAGCAUAUGAUAUAGAUAAAGAGAAAAAAGAAAAGGAUAAAAAUAGUGUCGUUAAUUAUUUAAGAAAUAUGGAAAUAAAAAGAAUGAAUUAUUAUAAUAACAAUUUUUUUUUAAGUGACGAUUGUUAUGAUUCAUCUAAUUGUACAUAUUCUUUAAUGAUUCAAAAAUGUUUAAAAAAUAAAAAAAAAAUUAAUAUUAUAUGGGAUCCUUUUUGCAGUAGUGGCAAUUUAAUUUUUGAAUUACUCAACCAUUUUUUAAAUUUACCAUUAUAUAAUGAAAAAGAAAUUUUGCCUUUUAUGAAUUUAAAAAUAUUUGAUAAAGAAGAAUUUGUAAAUAUAUAUAAUUACGCCUUAAGUGAUUUAAGUAAUAAUUAUAAAAAUAUACAUUUAAUAGGUAGUGAUAAUAGAAGUAUUAUGAUAGCUGAAUGUAAGAAAAAUUUAAUUAGAUAUUCAUUAUAUUAUAAAGAUAUAUUAAAAAAAAUAAAAUUAGGAAAUAGUAAAAAUGAAGAUAAUAAUUUCACAUAUUCAAGUAGAAUAAAGAAAAAUUCAUUUUUGAAUUAUGUUUUAAAAGAGGACAUUAAAGAAGAUGAAGAUGAGGAAGAAAUAGAUAAUGAUGAAGAAGUAUUCUAUGAUGAAACAUCAGAUAUUAAUUUCGUAAAAGAUUUAGAUCAGUUAUAUAAUAUAGAGAAAGAUAAAAAAAAAAAAAAAAUUGCAAAGGAUGCAAAAAAGCUAAGAACCAAAAAUAAAGAGGAAAAAAAAGAGCUAGAAAUGAAAAAUGAAGAUAUGAAUAUAAAUAUUCCAGAUAUUGAAACUGUAUCAAUUUCUACAGAAGAAGACAAAAAAUAUAACUUGAAUUUUCCUUUUGACGUUUCAUUUCAUAAAGCACACUUUUUUAAUGUUGCACCAUUCAUAAAAAAUGCAAUAAUAAUAACGAAAAUUCCACAUUUUAGUUUUUCAAAGGAACUAGGUAUUAGCAAAAAAGCGUUUACAUUAUAUGAACAGUUUGAUCAGAUGUUGUGUUCUAAAAAUGACUGGCUAGGUGUUUAUGUUUUAAUUAGAAACAAAGUUUUUUUAAAUAAAUCAAAAUUAGAAUGGAAUAAAAUAAUGUCAAUUACUGAUUCAAAAGGAAGACAUUUAACUUUAUUGAGUUGGUCAGGCAGAAAAAAAAGUUUAUAUUCCUUAUCUGCAGAAAAUGAUAGAUUGAAAGAAUUAGAAAAAUUUAGCGAAAAAUUAAAAUUUGGUAUUUAG
Molecule: messenger RNA, 2607 nt
Organism: Plasmodium gallinaceum
Lineage: Eukaryota; Apicomplexa; Aconoidasida; Haemosporida; Plasmodiidae
Product: conserved Plasmodium protein, unknown function
Exons: 2
Coding region: 1-2607 (868 amino acids)
Source: RefSeq, a predicted model, not a curated record